AUGCAUAUAUUCCAGCAACUUGCCUGGACUCUAUUGAGUGUGAACGCUUUUCUUGUCCACGGUACCUUCUCUGCACCAACAUCAUCAUCUUAUGACGCACGUGCACUUCACCGACAAAGCUCUCCAUUAGUGGUGCUGAACGAUGAGCGUUUAGUAUGCUCAGCAACCCACGGAGGUACAUAUCCUCGUCUGGCAAAACUUUCCGAUGGGACGAUACUAUCAUCCUUCACGCGCCAUCUCGGGCAUCACAGGCGCUCCCUGGGUGUGGCCCGCAGUACGGAUGGUGGACGCACUUUUAGUGACUUUGGUGAAGUAACCCAAGCGGUAGGAGAUGUGGAUAAUAUGUUCCUACUCGAGGUUUCAAAGGAUGUUGUGUUAGCGUCCUUUCGCAAUCAUGACAAAGAUCCUGAUGGCAAAUCUACACACUAUCGCAUUACUGUCUGCAGGUCUGAAGAUGGAGGUCGUACAUGGAAGUUUGCAUCUCAGGCCACAGAAAAAAGAGCCCCGUUAGGACUCUGGGAGCCAUUUAUGCGACUCGGGAACCAAGGGGAGGUCCAGCUCACCUUCUCACAAGAAUAUGCACAUGACAAUCAGUGCACCAUGCGUGUGGUUUCGCGUGACCAGGGAAAUACGUGGACCGCGCCAGCUUGUUUAUCUGGUACCAAUGUGGCGUUACGGGAUGGCAUGAACGGAAUCACUAAGACCUUUGAUGACAACGGAAUCGCGAAGACCAGUGAUGAUGGCCGUGACGCACUCGUCAUGGUUUUCGAAACGAACCGGCAUGGCACAUUUAAUAUCGAGGCUCUUAUCUCCUACAACGAUGGAUCCACAUGGACUAGCGGUGGCAUCAUAUUUCGUCCUCAGCACGGUCAUAAUGCGGGUGCUCCCCAAAUUGCUUCCUUUUUAGAUGGCUCUAUGGUGGUUGUGUUCAUGACUGACGAGGACUCGGAUGAGGUGCAAUGGCCUAAGCAUGCCUCGAUAAAAGCUGUAUUCUCAAGCCCACCGAAAAAUGGACAGAUGGUAUGGAGCGCGCCAACUUUGAUCUCGUCGGAGCCAAGCUUCUGGCCUGGAGUGACGUCCCUGGACAGCAAUUCGGCGAUGGCCGUAUAUGACCGAGGGGGAAUGCCCUUUGCUAAGACAAUCAAAUGGAAUUCCAAGUAG
This is a messenger RNA of Penicillium taxi, 1161 nucleotides long. Its product is annotated as sialidase family protein. Lineage: Eukaryota; Fungi; Ascomycota; Eurotiomycetes; Eurotiales; Aspergillaceae. Bases 1 to 1161 code for a protein of 386 amino acids. The transcript has a single exon. The record is from RefSeq and is a predicted model, not a curated record.